GCCAAGUUGUUGUUCUUGGCCAAGUUGGUGUUGUAGCAAGCAACAGGUGACAUACAGAAUUCCAGCUCUUCUCUAUAUCAGUGAAAAUAAAACCUACCUUGCCUUUGCUGAAAAAACGGAAAACACCAAGUGACACAGAUGCAGACAAGCUGGUGAUGAGAAGAGGAUGGAAGGAAGACAAGAAAAACAUAAAGUGGGACAGUGGGCAUCAGGUGCUCUCUUCAGCUUGUCUACCAAACCACCGCAGCAUGAAUCCAUGUCCAGUCUAUGAGAGAGAAUCUAAGACCAUCUUUCUGUUUUUCAUUUGUGUUCCUUAUGGGGUCUCUGAAGCUAGUCAAAUUGAAGCAAAAAAGAACCAGGCACGGCUUUGUUACAUAACCAGUCAGGAUAACGGCAAUAUCUGGAGUGAUAUUACAGAACUGAAAGAUGUGAUCAGUGAACAUGAGAAAAACUGGGCCACCUUUGCUGUUGGACCAGGACAUGGUAUUCAAAUGAAGGACGGAAGACUGAUUAUCCCAGCACAUGCUUAUCGGUACACAGGCAAACCUGAUUGCACAUCAUGUUGUUGCUUAUCGUUUUGCUGUUUCACUCCUUAUGCCUUAGCAUUCUACAGUGAUGAUCAAGGAAUCACAUGGAAGGUGGGGAACCAAAUGGAUGUUGAGUCGUGUGAGUGUCAGAUGGCUGAGAUCAUUGACGAGAACGGUAUGAGUACUCUGUACUGCAAUGCCCGAACCAGCCUUGGCUACAGAACAGAGGCGCUGAGCAACAACUCUGGAGAGAAUUUUAGCACAGUUUUAUUCCCAAGCAAGCUGAUAGAGACCGGAAAGGGAUGCCAAGGGAGUGUGUUGAGUUUUCUAGAACAGAGUAGUCCUCCAAAGACAUGGUUGCUCUAUUCUCAUCCAUUCAAUCCAAAAAACAGAGUAGAUCUUGGUCUCUACUUGAAUAAAACCCCAGUGGAUUCCUCAGGGUGGCCAGAUGCACCUAUAAUGAAAUUGCAUCAGGGUCCCAGUGGGUAUGCAGAUCUGGUAGAGCAUGAACCUGGACGCUUUGCUUGUCUCAUGGAGUGUGGAAAUGAACAUGAGAAUGAAGAAAUAGCCUUUUUGCUGUUCGAACUCCCUGUGAAAAAGCUGUAAAAGUGUUCAUUUUAUAGUAGUGGUAGUACCUGCAAAUGAAUACAAUACAUCUAAUCACAACAAAUCCAUAUUUUCUCUGUUUUUGUAGCUGAAAACUGCUUCUAUAAAUACUGAUUUGGAAAAUGGGAUUUAUAUGGAACCAAACAAAUGCAUUAUAUAUACACAUAAUUAGAAUAAUAGUCAUUAUCAGAUAUUUAUAAGUUAUAAGUAUAUAAUUAUUGAACAGAUCUAACGAUUACACAUUCAAUUUAUA
This is a messenger RNA of Carassius auratus (goldfish), 1386 nucleotides long. RefSeq names its product sialidase-3-like. Bases 156 to 1133 code for a protein of 325 amino acids. Gene Ontology annotation, molecular function: exo-alpha-sialidase activity. The transcript has 2 exons. Gene Ontology annotation, cellular component: intracellular membrane-bounded organelle; membrane; cytoplasm. NCBI's taxonomy places the organism in Eukaryota, Metazoa, Chordata, Actinopteri, Cypriniformes, Cyprinidae. The record is from RefSeq and is a predicted model, not a curated record. Gene Ontology annotation, biological process: oligosaccharide catabolic process; ganglioside catabolic process.